Molecule: messenger RNA, 666 nt
Organism: Polyodon spathula (Mississippi paddlefish)
Lineage: Eukaryota; Metazoa; Chordata; Actinopteri; Acipenseriformes; Polyodontidae
Product: ras-related protein Rab-7L1-like
Exons: 4
Coding region: 157-666 (169 amino acids)
Biological process (GO): vesicle-mediated transport
Cellular component (GO): vesicle; Golgi apparatus; trans-Golgi network
Molecular function (GO): GTP binding; GTPase activity
Source: RefSeq, a predicted model, not a curated record
UGCUGAAGAGUUAUUGCAGAAACUUUUGUCACCCGCGAGGCUGUGAUUUAUAGGGUUCUGUCCUUUUAUAAGGCUUGGCAUGCGGAUUUGUAUACGUUUACAGCGGUAAAUUAUGGUUACAGUUUAUCAAAAAUAAUAGUAAUAAUAAUAAACAUAAUGAUCAUGGGAAGUCGUGACUACCUUUUCAAAGUUCUGGUGAUCGGUGACCGUGAAGUUGGGAAGACGUCGCUGGUCCAGCGAUAUGUCAACGACAAGUUCAAUAAACAUUAUAAAUCUACAGUGGGAGUGGAUUUUGCAGUGAAGGUUAUCCAGCGGUCAGACACAGAGACAGUGAGGCUCCAGCUCUGGGAUAUUGCUGGACAGGAGCGCUUUGCCAGCAUGACCAGGAUCUACUAUAAAGAGGCGUCGGGCUGUUUCAUCAUGUUUGAUGUCAUGAACCCCACGACGCCGAACAACAGCCUGAAAUGGAAGCAGGAUCUGGACAGCAAAGUCAUGCGUGCCGAUGGGAGCCCUGUGCCAUGCUUGCUGCUUUUUUCACAGUGUGAUCUGUCUCCUUGGGCAGUGACUCACGAAAGCAUCGAUCUGUUCAGUAAAAAGAACGGGUUUGCUGGCUGGGUGGAGACUUCGGCCAAAGACAACAAGAACAUCAAUGAAGCAGCGAGGUGA